AUGGCCAUGUCCACCGCUGUUCAGAAGGGUUUUUCUGCGCUAAAUCUUGACGCUCCUGUGGCCAUCUCCGACGCAUCUGCCGCACUGACUAUCGACCAAAAGAUCGCUAAACUUGCAUCUAUCACUGGCGCGCCGCUGUCUUCCGAGACCGAGGACCAAUUGCGUGCGCUUUUCGCUGAGAAGGCUCAUCCGAUUGCUUACGAUGGCGUUGAACCCUCGGGUCGCGUAACGCUAGCUUCUGGUUUGCUUCGUGCACUUAAUGCCCAGCGUCUUAUGGAUGCUGGUUGCCAUGUGCGUCUACUGGUGGCGGACACACACGCACUGCUCAAUAACAAGUUUGGCGGUGACCUCAAAAAGUUGCAGACGAUCAGUACCUAUAUGAUGGAGGUGUGGAAAUCACUAGGGCUCGAUGCUCACAAACUGUCAAAUCUCGAAAUCUUGCUGGCUUCUACAGAAACCGCACGCCACGCAGGUGCAUACUGGUCACAAGUGCUGGAUGCCGCUGGCCAAUUCACGGUUGAACGCGUCCAGCAAUGCGCGCCUAUUAUGGGUCGAAAGACGGAUGACGCCGUGCAAAAUACAAACCGCAUUUUGUACCCGCUUAUGCAGCUCGCUGACGGGUUUCUUUUACAGGCCGACAUCUACCAGCUUGGCGUUGACCAAGAGGCUGGCAAUGAACUUGUGCGCGACUACAUUGCACAGAAAGGUGGUUUAACCAAGCCUGUCUUUCUCACGCACCCGCUCCUGCUUGGCUUGAAGCAAGAUCAAUUUAAAAUGUCUACUACAGACGCCGAGUCGGCUAUCUAUGUUGAUGACACGGCUGCGGAAGUCAAGACGAAGAUUAAAAAAGCUUACUGUGUACCUGGUGAGGUGAAUGGAAACCCAGUUUUAAAUCACAUGAAGUAUUUGGUGUUUCCACUCCAAGCUGAGGGUAUCACACUCGAGCGCAGCGAAAAAAACGGCGGCGAUCUUUUCUUUACCACCUAUGACGAGCUUGAAAAGGCUUUUGUCGAAGAGAUUGUUCACCCAGCCGAUCUUAAGCCGUGUUUAACCAAGUACAUUAAUGCACUGCUUGAACCCGUGCGCCAACAUUUUGCCAAUGGUCCGCUUAAAACGAUGUUUUCGAGCAUCAAGAAACUUAAAGUGUCUCCAAUCCCAGAUAGUGACAAACUGGCCAAUCUGACUUUGCUUGGAUUUCCCGAGACUGUGAAGGAAUGGAAGCCUUCUUCGCUGUCAUUGGAAGAGCGUUACACUGUGGCUCGCUCUGUCGGUGAGGAGUGUAUUCAGGAGAGCGAGCUCCAAGACUUACUGGAGAGAAAGGCGAAUCCUGUAUGCUACGAUGGGUUUGAGCCUUCGGGACGUAUGCAUAUCGCUCAGGGUGUUCUUCGCACAGUGAACGUCAAUAAACUUACAUCGACUGGCAGCGUUUUCCGUUUUUGGGUGGCUGACUGGUUUGCAAUGCUGAAUAAUAAAAUGGGUGGCGACUUGGACAAGAUCCGCCUCGUGGGCCGGUACAUGGUCGAAAUCUGGGAAUCAGUCGGUAUGGACAUGACUAAUGUCGAAUUCUUAUGGGCAUCACAGGAGAUCAUUGCGCACAGCGCUUCUUACUGGCUCCGUGUGAUGGACAUCGCCCGUCGUACGACAAUUGCGCGUACACUAAAGUGCUGCACGAUCAUGGGCCGCAAAGAAAAGGAAGGCAUGCAGGCUGCGCAAAUUCUUUAUCCGCUGAUGCAGUGCGCUGAUAUCUUCAAUUUAAAGGCAGAUAUCUGCCAGCUCGGUAUUGACCAGCGUAAAAUCAACAUGCUUGCACGCGACUACUGUGAGCAGGCCAAAAUUCGCUUUAAACCUGUCAUUCUGAGCCACCACAUGCUCAUGGGUUUAAAGGAGGGUCAAGAAAAGAUGUCGAAGAGUGACCCAGAGUCGGCCAUCUUUAUGGAAGAUGCUAUCGACGACGUGAGCCGCAAGAUUGAUAAAGCUUUCUGUCCGGAAGGCGUCGUGGAGGCGAAUCCUAUCCUCGAUUACAUGAAGCACAUCAUUUGCCCGCGCUUCGCCGAUGGAGGCGUGACCGUGAAGCUUGCAGACGGUUCUACAAAGACAUUCACUGCCUACCAGGAGCUUGAAGACGCUUUCGUCGCGCGCCAGGUAAUUGGGGCCGAUCUGAAAAAGGCUCUGACCGAGUAUCUGAACGAAAUUUUGGCACCAGUGCGCGAGCAUUUCUCUAAAGGUGAGGCCAAGGACUUACUUGCGAAGGUGCGUUCGUUUCGAAUUACGAGAUAA
This is a messenger RNA of Plasmopara halstedii, 2277 nucleotides long. RefSeq names its product atp binding protein. NCBI's taxonomy places the organism in Eukaryota, Oomycota, Peronosporomycetes, Peronosporales, Peronosporaceae. The transcript is spliced from 2 exons. Gene Ontology annotation, molecular function: tyrosine-tRNA ligase activity; ATP binding. Bases 1 to 2277 code for a protein of 758 amino acids. The record is from RefSeq and is a predicted model, not a curated record. Gene Ontology annotation, biological process: tRNA aminoacylation for protein translation.